Trichechus manatus latirostris (Florida manatee) is the source of this 1537-nucleotide messenger RNA. RefSeq names its product hepatitis A virus cellular receptor 1 (gene HAVCR1). The record is from RefSeq and is a predicted model, not a curated record. Gene Ontology annotation, cellular component: cell surface. Gene Ontology annotation, molecular function: virus receptor activity; phosphatidylserine binding. Bases 286 to 1176 code for a protein of 296 amino acids. Gene Ontology annotation, biological process: positive regulation of mast cell activation; phagocytosis, engulfment. The transcript is spliced from 9 exons. Lineage: Eukaryota; Metazoa; Chordata; Mammalia; Sirenia; Trichechidae.
CACUCAAUUCCUCUAGCUAAUGGCAAACUCAGUAAUUUGACCGGUUGAGGCUGAGGACUAAUCUUUGUGGCCACAGGGGAGGAAGAACCCUAUGUCCACCAAAGGGCCAGCGUCCUCUCAUCCUAAAGGCCAAGAGGCAGUGCGCCUUUAACAUUAGAAGCCUGAUCUUUUCUCUAGCGUUCUGCCAUUGAACCACACUGUUAAUCUUUGGCUCUAGUUGCUACCUGUUUGUUCCUUUAUCUGCUGUGCCAAAACCAGGAAUCCGGUUAGAGGGCUGAUCCCGUGAUGCAUCCUCAGGUAGUGAUCUCAAGUCUCAUGCUGCUCCUGACAGAUGCUGUAGUUUCUUAUCCACAAGUGAAUGGAGUAGUGGGUCAGCCUGUCACACUACCCUGCACAUACUCAGGAGCGCUCACGUCUGUGUGCUGGGGCCAAGGGGCAUGUCCUACUUUUUACUGCGAAAAUACAAUUGUCCAGACUGACACAUCUGGAUCCCAUGUUACCUUUCAGAAGCACAGACGUUAUAAGCUAAAAGGGUCCCUUUUGGCAAGGAAUGUGUCUUUGACUAUAGAGAAUGCAGUUGAGGCAGACAGUGGCCUGUAUUGUUGUCGUGUUGAGCACAAGGGUUGGUUUAACGAUCAGAAACUCACUGUAUCAUUGAAGAUUAAAGCAGCCCAGGACACCAGUGUUCCAACAUCACCUAGUGUCUCUACCUCUGCACCUCCAACAUCAACACCUGAGCAGAACCACAAACCAGUUACUUCACCUCUUCCAACACAGCCAGCAGAAACCCAGCCUAAGGCAACACAGGAAACAAAGACACAAUCCACCAGCACACCAUGGCAUUCCUACCCAACAGAUGGGAAUGGCACCGUGACACCAUCUUCAGAUGGCCUUCGGUAUAAUAAUCAAACUGAAGUGCCCUUGGCACAAAAGACACAGAUGACUACAGCUAAGAAAAUCUACAUUGGAAUCGGUAUUUUUGCUGCAGUGCUGCUCAGUAUUUUGGUUGUCUUGAUUAUCAAAAGGUGUUUAUACACGAGAAAUAAGCUGCAGCAACUAAGAGCAGUUUCAUUUAACAGCCCUCAAAUUGGAGCUUUACAGAGUGCAGCUGAGGAGGGCGUCCGAGCAGAAGACAAUGUCUAUAUUAUUGAGGAGGAUGUUUAUGUCAUGUAUUAAGACCCACUGGCCCUGCAGGGGCUUUAUCAGGACUGCAGAAGACACAGAUGAGCUGUCCUCGUGUCAGACUUCUAAGCUCCAGGGCUAUUUUUCUGUGUCACUUUCACCUGGCAUCCAACAUGUCAGGUGGCAUUUGGUACUAUGACUCUCUAGCUCAAAUCUGUGUACCGUCAACCCCAUUGGUGAUAUAGUCUUUUUUUUUUUUAACUUUAAGACUGGCUCAAAUAUUCCGGUCAUCACAGAGCUUUUUCUCAAACACAAAAGUUUUAGAAUCAUAUAUUCUCUUUAAAAAACCUGUUGCUGUACAGUCAAUUCCGACUCAUAUCAACACUAUAGGACAAAAUAGAACCACCCCAUAGGG